CAAUCACCUUUUUUUGUAGUUGCAAUGUUGCAUAUACAUAAUAACAUAACAUAACAGCCACCCGACGCAAGCUAUCCUAAUAUGCCUCCAAAUUAGAACCGACAAGAGUGGGGGAAAGGGAUCAACAACCUGCCUCCUCUGCCCUUUGUGUCUUCUUCUCUCUGAAAAACGUUUCGAGGGCUUUUGAGAUUCCCCAAACAAAUAUGGCGUCUCUAUGGCGGGCCGCGACGGGCUCGGCGGGCCAGUCCAACGAAGAGCACGGCGGCGUCGAGUUCUGGUCCAACCCGGAGCGAACCGGCUGGCUUUUAAAACAAGGGGAGUAUAUCAAGACCUGGCGACGCCGUUGGUUCGUUCUCAAACAGGGGAAGCUCUUCUGGUUCAAGGAGUCCACCGUCACCCGCGGCUCACAGCCACGCGGCGUCAUCCCGGUGGCCACUUGCCUCACCGUCAAGGGAGCUGAAGAUGUGCUUAACAAGCAGAACGCCUUCGAGCUCUCUACCCGCUCCGAGACCAUGUACUUCAUCGCUGAUUCCGAGAAAGAAAAGGAGGAUUGGAUCAACUCCAUCGGACGAUCCAUAGUCCAGCACUCCAGGUCCGUUACUGAUAACGAGAUCGUUGAUUAUGACAGCAACAGGAAAUAAUCGAUUGAGAUGAGUACCGAGUCAAAUCAAAUUUACAGAAGAAAAGCUUUCUUCUUUCUUCUUUCUGUUGUAAGUGUGCAUUUUGGUUUCCUAAAAAAGGGUGGAUCUUUGUUGUGUACUCUGCUGAGUGUGCAAUUGUGGAUAUGGAUAUAUUACAUGAUGAACAAUGUACUGCAGCAGCAAGUACUUUGUUUUGUGAUCUUUUGUUUGAAGUUAAAUAUUUUACUUCUAUGUAUAUUUGCACCUGUUAGGGUUUGGUAAUUAGUUGCUUGCGGGAGAUUUAAUGGUAA
Coffea eugenioides is the source of this 931-nucleotide messenger RNA. RefSeq names its product pleckstrin homology domain-containing protein 1. The coding region runs from base 204 to 641 and encodes 145 amino acids. The record is from RefSeq and is a predicted model, not a curated record. The transcript has a single exon. NCBI's taxonomy places the organism in Eukaryota, Viridiplantae, Streptophyta, Magnoliopsida, Gentianales, Rubiaceae.